Molecule: messenger RNA, 4373 nt
Organism: Neopsephotus bourkii (Bourke's parrot)
Lineage: Eukaryota; Metazoa; Chordata; Aves; Psittaciformes; Psittacidae
Gene: INTS4
Product: integrator complex subunit 4
Exons: 23
Coding region: 84-2993 (969 amino acids)
Biological process (GO): snRNA processing
Cellular component (GO): integrator complex
Source: RefSeq, a predicted model, not a curated record
AGCUGUGAAGAGAGGCCUCUGCCUAUUGGCGCCUCUCUGCGGGUGCCUCUGUGGUUUCUCUUCCGGGUUGCGCGGCCGGCAGCAUGGCGGCGCACCUGAAGAAGCGGGUGUACGAGGAGUUCACCAAGGUGGUCCAGCAGCAGCACGAGGACUUGUCCUCUAAGAAGCUGCGGUUGACCAAGCCCAGCAAGUCAGCAGCGCUCCAUGUGGACCUGUGCAAAGCCACCUCCCCUGCAGAUGCGUUGCAGUACCUGCUCCAGUUUGCCAGGAAGCCUGUGGAAGCGGAGAGCGUGGAAGGGGUUGUCAGGAUCCUGCUGGAGCAUUAUUACAAGGAGAAUGAUGCCUCUGUAAGGCUGAAGAUCGCUUCCCUGCUGGGCUUGUUGUCCAAAACUGCUGGGUUUUCUCCAGACUGCAUCAUGGAUGAUGCCAUUAACACUCUUCAGAAUGAGAAGUCUCACCAGGUCCUUGCUCAGCUGCUGGACACCCUGUUGGUGAUCGGCACAAAACUCACAGAGAAUCCACCAGUCAGGAUGAGACUGGUCGAGGUGGCCUGCAAGCAUCUGACAGAUUCUUCCCAUGGUGUAAGGAAUAAGUGUCUGCAGUUAAUUGGCUGUCUUGGACCAGUGGAAAAAGGUGCUGCAAAAGAAUCUGAAAGCCAGGCUGCCAAAGAUGUGCAGAAGAUCAUAGGAGAUCAUUUUAAUGACCAGGACCCUCGGGUUAGGACUGCAGCUAUAAAAGCCAUGCUGCAGCUUCAUGAAAGAGGAUUGAAAUUACAGCAGGCUAUUUACAGUCAGGCCUGCAAGCUGUUGGCAGAUGAUUACGAGCAAGUGCGUAGUGCAGCAGUUCAGCUCAUUUGGGUCCUCAGUCAACUCUACCCUGAAAGCAUCGUCCCAAUUCCUUCUUCUAAUGAAGAAAUCCGCUUGGUUGAUGAUGCCUUUGGCAAAAUCUGUCACAUGGUCAGUGAUGGUUCCUGGGUUGUGAGGGUACAAGCUGCCAAGUUAUUGGGUUCUAUGCAACAAGUUAGUUCCCAUUUCUUAGACCAGACUCUUGACAAGAAGCUCAUGUCGGAUCUGAGGAGGAAGCGCACUGCACAUGAGAGAGCCAAAGAACUCUACAGCUCUGGGGAGUUUUCCAGUGGCAGAAAGUGGGGAGAUGAUGCCCCCAAAGAAGAAAUCGAUACGGGGGCUGUGAACUUGAUUGAAUCAGGAGCUUGUGGGGCUUUUGUUCAUGGCCUGGAGGAUGAGAUGUAUGAGGUUCGGAUCGCUGCAGUUGAAGCCCUGUGUAUGCUGGCUCAGUCCUCGCCUUCCUUCGCAGAGAAAUGCCUGGAUUUCUUGGUUGACAUGUUUAAUGAUGAAAUAGAGGAGGUGAGGUUGCAGUCAAUACACACCAUGAGGAAAAUUUCCAACAACAUCACACUGAGGGAAGACCAGCUGGAUACUGUGCUGGCUGUCUUGGAGGAUUCUUCAAGGGAUAUUCGGGAAGCACUUCAUGAACUGCUGUGUUGCACCAACGUCUCCACUAAGGAAGGCAUCCAUCUGGCACUGGUGGAGCUGCUGAAAAACCUGACCAAGUAUCCCACCGACAGAGAAUCCAUAUGGAAAUGCUUGAAGUUCCUGGGGAGCAGGCAUCCCACUUUGGUGCUUCCCUUAGUCCCGGAGCUGCUGAGCACACAUCCAUUCUUUGACACUCCAGAACCAGACAUGGAUGACCCAGCCUACAUUGCUGUUCUGGUUCUGAUUUUCAAUGCUGCUAAAAGCUGCCCGACGAUGCCUGCCCUGUUCUCUGAUCACACGUUCAGACAUUAUGCCUAUCUGCGGGACAGCCUCUCUCAUCUGGUCCCUCCCUUAAGAUUGCCAGGCAGGAAGCUGGUGUCCUCCCCUGUCUCUCCCAGCAUUACACCCCAUGAAGAUCCUUCCCAGCAGUUCUUACAUCAGAGCCUGGAGAGGGUUUACAACCUUCAGCACCUCGACCCACAGGGCAUCCAGGAGCUGCUGGAAUUCACCAUCCGUGAUCUUCAGAGGCUUGGAGAGCUGCAGUCAGAGCUGGCAGGGAUGGCAGACUUCACUGCGACUUACCUUCAGUGUCAGCUCCUCCUCAUCAAGGCCCUGCAGGAGAAGCUGUGGAACGUGGCAGCUCCUCUGUACCUGAAGCAGAACGCGUUGGCAUCUGCUGCAGCAAAGCAGAUCUUGGAAGAAACAUACAAGAUGGAGUUCAUGUACAGCGGGGUGGAAAGCAGACAAGUGGUCAUCAUUCACCACAUGAGGCUGCAGGCAAAGGCCUUACAGCUGAUAGUGACUGCCCGGACCACCAGAGGAGUGGAGCCCCUAUUUGGGAUGUGUGAGAAGUUCCUGCAAGAAGUGGAUUCCUUUCAGAGGUGUUUCAUCUCUGAGCUCCCACACAUGCAGGGCAGUUUUGUAGAUAAACUGCUGGACUUAAUGCCCCGGCUUGUGACAUCCAAACCUUCAGAAGUGGUCAAGAUCCUUCAGACAACGCUGCGACAAAGUACCUUCCUCCACCUUCCUCUUCCAGAGCAGCUCCACAGAGCUACUGCGAACAUCAUCGAGCCCACUGGUGAGUCUGACAACCCCCUGAGGUUCACCUCGGGGCUGGUGGUGGCUCUGGAUGUUGAUGCAACUCUGGAACAUGUGCAGGAUCCCCAGGGAAGUGUUAAAGUUCAGGUAUUGUAUCCAGAUGGACAAGCACAGCUCAUCCAUCCUAAACCAGCAGACUUCCGAAAUCCCGGUCCGGGAAGGCACAGACUGAUAACUCAGGUUUACCUCUCACACACAGCCUGGACAGAGCCCUGUCAGAUCGAAGUGCGGUUGCUGCUGGCUUACAACUCCAACCGGAGCAAGGCGGCUGCUAAAAUGCCCAAAUCUGCCUGGAACGAGAGCUUGGAGGCUCUGCCACCAUCUGAAAACGGCAUAGAGGGGACCAUCCCCUUCAGCAAGCCUGUCAAGGUGUACAUAAUGCCCAAACCUGCCAGGCGGUGAAGCCUGUUGCUGUGAGAAACGUAUUUAUGGGCUCUUUGGCUGACAUGAAAGCAAUAUGAUGUGUUCUAAGAGCGAACCCAACCCAAACUGGUCUAUAAUGGGUUCAAACAGUCAAGCACAGAUAUAAAGCUGCUGAAGAACUUUGGUCUUCUGUGUUAGGAAGCAGACAGCCCAAUGCAGGCGUUAUUCAUCCAGUGAAGAGCAGCUUCAAGCCAGUUCAAUAUUGAACCCAGGCAGUUCCCAAUCACCAUUCCAGUAGUAAUUUAAUUGGGUCCUACCUUCAGUUUUCCUUAUCAGGAGGUUCUCCUCCAAGCCUUCAGGUUUUCUGCUGUGUAUUUACCAUGUAAAUGCUGAAGCACAGGAAUCAGUGUUAUUUUUACAGUACUCAGAAGCAAAGCUGAGCAGUGUGGGUGUGUGUGAGGUCUUUUGGGUCGGUUUGGGUUCCUUUUGAGUGUCUAAACCUUGCCUUUGUGCAUUGGUACCUACGUUCGUAGUAAAGCCAAAUAAAUACUCUCAAGUGCUGUUGUUCCGGUGUAGGAAUUGCACCUUAAAGUGAAGCUGCCGAUGGAUGUAGGUUAAAUCCUGAGCUAUUUUACCUCCUCUGCAGCAAAGUGCAGUCCUGGUGAGGGCACAGGUUGCUCUGCUGUCGAGCGGGAGGAGGAGGAAGCUGUUGGUGCAAGCAGCAGAAUUCAGUUAGCAGGACCUGGAGGCUGAGUUACAGCAACACACGGUAUGUUACUUGUUUUGUAAGAUAUAAUGGAAUCAAACACACUCAUGUCCAUCAUCCAGCUCUCCUGUUGCACCUUUGUGUCUUUAGGAACACUGAGAUUAAAUACCAUGGGUUGGAGAAUUGCUAACCCCAUCCCACCAAGCUUCACAGCGCCUGUUUCUGGGUGAUGUGAUCCCAUCUGACUUGAGGUGAGAAAACCCAUCCAGGUUUUCAGUUCACUUUUGGCACUCUUUCUGAUCAGCCAAAGCACUGGGACGUGCUCUCAGUUAACCAGCAGGCAGCUUGUCAGCGUUCCCCAUAGGAGGUGAGCCAGGAGCAUGGAGGGGUGAGAACUUACAAACAACGUGGUCCUUCUGGCAUUCCCAUUGGAAAGUGGGUCUGUGCAUUGCUGCUGUGUGCAGGGCUUCAGGAGGCUGAGGAGCUCCUAUGAGGAGGAAUCCUUUGGUGGGGUUUCCUAGGAGCACUUGAUGUGUGAAACCUUAGAGUGCAGCAGCCAAAUGUGACCUGUGUUCAUAAAUCAAUUGUUAGAGAAGGGGAGAGAGGUAUUUUUAGCAAGUAAAGAGCAGUGAGGAAAUAGUUUCCAGUUGUCCAGAGCUCAGUGUGAAUAACGACCCCUCCUGUGCUUCCCUACAGUAAAACUGGACAGCUCA